Hemibagrus wyckioides is the source of this 3042-nucleotide messenger RNA. RefSeq names its product glial cell line-derived neurotrophic factor. Lineage: Eukaryota; Metazoa; Chordata; Actinopteri; Siluriformes; Bagridae. Gene Ontology annotation, molecular function: receptor tyrosine kinase binding; growth factor activity; glial cell-derived neurotrophic factor receptor binding. The transcript is spliced from 4 exons. The record is from RefSeq and is a predicted model, not a curated record. Bases 231 to 1013 code for a protein of 260 amino acids.
UCUCUCUCACACACACACACACACACACACACUCUCUCUCUCUCUCUCUCACACACACACACACACACACACACACUCUCUCUCUCUCUCUCACACACACACACACGCACACACACACACACACACACUCCGGGGAGAGUUAAGCGUGUGAGGAUGAUGAAGUGUGAAGGAGCUGGAGGACUGCCUGUGUGUGUGAGUGUGUGUGUGUGUGUGUUUUGAACCUCUGGGACAUGAGGAGCGGAGCGAAUCUUCUUCGCCUCACCGGUGGAAGAAGGCGGAGGAGAGGUCGAGCCAAGCAAGGACUGUUCGCAAUGUUAUCCGCAGCCACUGAUGCCACGUUUCAAAGAAGGAACUGGAAGAUGGUGGUAUGGGUGCUUGUAUCUCUGCUGCCCCUGGUAGUCGGAGACAGGCAUGGGUUUAGCGAAGACCCCGUGGAUGCAGUGGGUUUAGUUACCACUACGCUGGACGAGCAGCCAUUUGACACUCUACCCGAGGAAGACGAGGAGAUGGGAGAUGGAGACGGCCAUUCUCCUUGGCAAAACAUUUUUGAACCUUCGGUUCUGGUAGAGGAGGAUCAGCUGGCUCGGUGGGAACGUUCCCCACGUUCCUCGGAUGCCUCUGAUGCUCAGUCCAAGGGCUCGCGCAAGAAGAAGAAGAAGAAGAAGAAAGAGAAGGAGAAGGGUGAGGACGAGGUGCGGGGCCAGAGCAGCCGUGACUGCCACCUGGAGAGGCGUGAGAUGCGAGUGAGGGACCUGGGGAUGGGUUACGACUCAGACGAGAUCGUGCUCUUUAAGUUCUGCGUGGGUUUGUGCCAGAGUGCACGAGGGAACUACGACGCUGCGCUGCGGGCUCUGCUGACCAACGGCAGCCUGCCCAAACGGACAGCACGCAAGGUCAGCACCAGACCCUGCUGCCGACCCACGGCAUACAAGUCUGUCUCCUUCAUGGACACAUCCACGACAUGGAGAACCAUCGAGAACGUCUCAGCCUUGGACUGCAAGUGCGUGGGCUAAGCCAGUAUCGGAGCAAGAGGAAAGAAAUCAAUCCCCCUCGAGAAAAAGAGGCAACGUGAAGCUGGAGGGAUUCCUGAAAUCGGGAAUACAGGAAUAGGCAUUCUGGGAUGAGAGCUAUUCCAGUUGAAGGAGUCAUCAAGGCUUCUGUAACGUGCACAAUGUAUGCAUUCAGCCUUUUACAUUCCCAAAACCAGCGUGAGAAGGUCCGGCAUGAUGCCGGACUCGCCCGAGGUCGGAGCACGGCAUGGAGAAGUUCUGCGGAAGGUAGACGACGGAGCCACAAUGGACGCUGACGGAUUGCAUUGUGAGAAACUUGCCAAGAAACUUUGCAGGACUUUAAUGACACGGAACGUUCCAUUUGUCCGUUUGUUACUGAAGGAUGUCAGAGCUUUAAGUGUGUAUAUGUCCCGAUAACAGAUGAAACCAUUUUCGAGUGUAAUUUCUGACAUUCAGGUUAACAAAGCUAACACACUACUUCAAUUCAGAAAAGUUAUUAUUAUACACGGUUUUAUAAAUGUACAAUACAGAAUUAAAUCAUUCCUACACCGAGCUUAGGACUGUUAAAGGAACUGAUGAAAAGAUCUACUUUACACUUUCACUCAAUCACAUCAUGGCUUAAAGUACAUCGUAUUUGUGUAUUUACUUUUACACUCAAGCUAGGAGGCUAAUGUUUAGUAAAUAGCAAACUCCAAAAACUUAUGUUAAGUUAUGACAGGCUAUACAAACUCUUUUUUAUUAAAAUUUAAGACAAAGUAGAACUAUAUUGCUAUUAAUAUUAAGACACAGAGUCUAGAAGGAUUAGGUGGAGUCUCAGAGGUGGACUGAUACCAAAGCUAGGGAAAGCGGUGAUUCUCAUUGUCCAAGAUGGCUGCCUCUGUAAUGGUGAGGUUUUCUUCAUGUUUCUGCAUUCAAUAAGUCACACUAGCUAGUUCACUAGGCAGUUAGUGCUAACAGAAACCUAGACAAACUUAGACCUUGGCUUUCCUCUUAGCUAUGUUUAUUGAUGCUGUUUGAAAGAAUGCUAAAGUCGGCAAUGAAUACAAAUCGGAACUAGCUAGCUACCUAUCUUAACAAGCAAACUGACCUACUAGCUAUCAGGUUUAACAUGCAAAUUUACCAAACUGAACUGUCUUGCCGGUUUUAAAAAAAAAAAAAGCAAAAUUGAACCUGCUUGCUAGCUAACUUAACAAGCAAACUGUGACCUAGCUAGCUAGCAAGUUUAACAUACAAAUUUACAAAACUGAACUGUCUGGCUAGUUUAAAAAAGGUAAGCAAAAUUGAACUAACUAACUAGCUAAUUUAUCAAACAAGUUCAUAAAACUGAACAAGCUAGCUAGCUAACUUAACAAGCAAACUGUGACCUAGCUAGCUAGCAGGUUUAACAUGCAAAUUUACAAAACUGUAUUGUCUAGCUAGCUAAUUAAACAAGUUAAUGUAUGAAAUUAAACUAGCUAGCGUUAUAAAUUUACCAAUAACUCAACGUGUGUCUUUAGAUUUAACGGCGGAUGUUAAGACAACAUCUUACUGGGGGAAAAAUGAAAACGUUUUUUUCCUUCCUUUUUUUUCUACAUCAAAGCAUAAAAGGUUGUCGUUUUUUCUCUCUUCAACGUUUCUUCAGUUCUUGAGUGAAGUACAGAUUUUCCUCUUUGAGCACAACAACGACGUACAAUCGCUCAAGUAUUUUCCACCUCAGCAGUUAGCAUUUUAGCUGGUCAUCAGCUACAUUAGCCUCUUAGCUGCAGUGCAAACAGACUGCGAACACGACUGAUUAGCAACAUUUAGGAAACGUGAGAUAAAGGCUGAGUUGUGACUCUUGACAGCUGAACCGCUAGCGAUCCGGUCAGCCACAAAACACCAGCAGUAGCCUAGCACCAGGAUUAGCCUUCCUGUCCUUGCUAGCGACUGCAGUGUGUUUUAUCAACAUGGAUGCUGUGCAUCUCUUAGCAUUUACUGUAUGCUUCAUAGGUCAAAUAUUUAUUUUUGCAUCUAAGUUAUUUAUUUAUUCAUUCUUGUGUAUAAGGAUGUGUUU